Mesocestoides corti is the source of this 1131-nucleotide messenger RNA. NCBI's taxonomy places the organism in Eukaryota, Metazoa, Platyhelminthes, Cestoda, Cyclophyllidea, Mesocestoididae. The record is from the annotation of a GenBank genome assembly.
AUGUCCCGUGUUUGCGCUAACUGCCGAGUGGUCUGCUUUACCAAUUGCCACUCAUGCCAAAACAAAACCACCAUGGGGUAUCAGGAGUACCUGAAAACAAACAAACACGCCGCCAUCUUGAACACAGUGGUAGCAAUCGAAUUGCCGAUCGGCUUCGUGGGCAUCUUCAACAACCUCAUCUGCCUCUACGUCUUGCUGUGUUAUCGAUUUACACGCCACACAACUCAACGCCUCGUGAUCACGGAAAGCCUUAUUGACAUGCUCAUCGUCUUCACGUGCUUAUUGGUUAGUCUUGAAUGCAAAUCCGCCAUUUUUGAGAUUUCGCUGCCAUGGCAACUGUUCAGCUCAGUUGUUCUGGAGACGUUCUAUCAGGUGAUUGGCUGUUUCCAGUUAUACCGAACGUGGGUGGCCGUAUUGAUUGGACUCGAGCGAUACCUCUUGGUGUGUUGGCCCCUCCUCUUUCGAUCAAGAUGGACUCUUGCCAUGGUGAACGUCCUUCUAGCUGUCAGUGCGGCCCUCGCAUUGACUGUUCGAAGUCCCCUAUUCGUGAAUACACUGCUUGACCUCGAUGCUCGGUGGAUGGGGACGUCGUUAGUGCAUCGAGUCAACGCUCUCUUAGACAUUAUCUUUCAGACAGUACUCCCACUCACCCUGCUCCACCUCAUGUCCUCUUCAGUAAACGUGACCAGCAUGAAAACUAGCCAAUGGCGAGGCAAUACGUGGACCCUCCCAAACACCCCUUCAAAGAGGAAUUACGAGAUAUACAAACGGACCACCAUGAGGAUCAACAGAUCGAUGAAGGUGGUGCGUGUCGUGUACACCAUCCUCAUGCUUCCAGCGUUGCCGUACUCCCUUCUAACACUCACGAGGUGGCAUGAACAUCGCGAUAAUAGCUACUGGGUGGUUGCCGUGGUGAUGAAUGGGACCAAGUCCCUUGCUCACAUCUCCCGUCUACUGAUCUCCACUGCUGACUUCUACAUCUACGUGGCGUGCUGGCCACGAUUCAGACGACUACUUGGAGGGAACUUCAGGGUGAAACGAACCACCAUCAUACGAUUCGCCCUACCGACAAAAUCGCGAACAAGCUGUCGCCAUGACACGGCGAAUGGUAUUUACUCUGCGUCAACUUGA